This is a messenger RNA of Acinonyx jubatus (cheetah), 5598 nucleotides long. RefSeq names its product zinc finger protein 239 (gene ZNF239). Gene Ontology annotation, biological process: regulation of transcription by RNA polymerase II. The transcript has 3 exons. The record is from RefSeq and is a predicted model, not a curated record. Gene Ontology annotation, cellular component: nucleus. Gene Ontology annotation, molecular function: DNA-binding transcription activator activity, RNA polymerase II-specific; RNA polymerase II cis-regulatory region sequence-specific DNA binding. Bases 490 to 1746 code for a protein of 418 amino acids. NCBI's taxonomy places the organism in Eukaryota, Metazoa, Chordata, Mammalia, Carnivora, Felidae.
CGGAAGUGUGCGCCGGAAGUGGGUACGACCGGCCCGCAGCUUUCUGGGACUUGUAGUUGGGGGCCCUUAGGCGCGGGCGCGGGUCAGUCUCGGGAAUACUGCGCUUGCAGGUGUAGGAUUCCACGUGGGAGUCUUGCUGGACUGGCUGGUCUGUACCCUGCAAGGUGGUCUUGAUUUUCAUGGCUGUUUCUCUUUCCCUGACGCCACUUUUCCAGGCCGGUGACCUUCCAGAGAGGAGGAAAUGACCUAGUGCCAGGUAGGAGAUUUGAAUGAAAAUUCUAUGGAGAAUCUUCAAGAAAAAAGACUUAGGGAUCUAUUACGUAGGGGCUUUUCUGCUGGCUAAUUUUAGAAGAUAUGGCCAGCACAAUUACAGAGUCAGGAUUGUAUUGUGAAUCUUCCAGGAGAAGGGUACAGGAAUCCUGAACUAGAUUGUUCCCUUUGUCAGAAGUAGGGAGAAGCAUCUUCUGUAUUUCUAGAAACAAGAGCAGUAUGGUGACUCUUCAAAGUGAUGAUUAUAAAAACAUGGCAAGUGAAGAAUAUUUGUCUUUGACAGUCCCAAGCCAAGUGGCCACAAAGGGCUCCUCAGUGACUUUCUGCCAAAAUGAGCCCCAGGAUCCUCAGAAAAGUAAAAGUCUGUUUAUAACUGAAGAAGGCACUGAGAGAAAAGUCUUGGGAGGAGAAAGUCCUCCCAUGGACCAUUGUUCAGAGAACCUUCAAAUUAAACUUUUGUCUGAUGUAACAGAACUGGUCUCGCCAUUGGUCAGUGGUGAGGCAACUUGCCAGAAUGGCCAGUUGAGAGAAUCUUUGGAUCGCUUUGACUGUAACUGCAAAGACAUUUGUGGUUGGAAAUCACAAGUGGUCGGUCGUAGUCAUCGGAGAGCUCAUACAGAGGAGAAACCCUGUAACCAUUACCACUGCAGGAAAAGACAUAACAAUAGCUCAGGCAAUAAUCCGUGUGAGAAAAUCCACACUGCAGAGAAGCUACACAGAUGUAGUCAGUGUGGUAAGGACUUCAGCGAGCGCUCAGAACUACUACUUCAUCAAAGACGCCACGCAGAAGAAAAGCCCUACAAAUGUGAGCAGUGUGGGAAGGGCUUCACGAGGAGCUCCAGUCUCCUCAUCCAUCGAGCAGUCCACACAGAUGAGAAACCCUAUAAGUGUGACAAGUGCGGAAAAGGCUUCACAAGGAGUUCAAGUCUGCUCAUUCAUCACGCAGUCCAUACAGGCGAGAAGCCUUAUAAAUGUGACAGGUGCGGGAAGGGCUUUAGUCAGAGCUCCAAACUGCACAUUCAUCAACGAGUGCACACUGGCGAGAAGCCCUAUGAGUGUGGGGAGUGUGGUAUGAGCUUCAGUCAGCGCUCCAACCUGCACAUCCACCAGCGAGUCCACACUGGGGAGAGGCCCUACAAAUGUGGGGAAUGUGGGAAGGGCUUCAGUCAGAGUUCAAACCUUCACAUUCACCGGUGCAUACACACAGGUGAGAAGCCCUUCCAGUGCUACGAAUGUGGGAAGGGCUUUAGCCAGAGCUCUGAUCUCCGCAUCCAUCUCAGAGUCCACACUGGAGAAAAGCCCUAUCACUGUGGCAAGUGUGGGAAGGGAUUUAGCCAGAGCUCAAAACUCCUCAUCCACCAGAGAGUACAUACUGGAGAGAAGCCCUAUGAGUGCAGCAAGUGUGGGAAGGGCUUCAGCCAGAGCUCCAACCUCCACAUCCACCAGCGGGUUCAUAGGAAAGAUCCCAUUAAAUAAGGUCUACUGGAAAGACUUAAACAUUUUUAAUAUCACUCUUCCCUUUAUAUUCGCAGGAGAGAGAUCAUAGGUUAUUCAGAUAUGUUCCCUCACUGAAAUUUAUUCAUUCAUUUAAAGUAUUUAAGUACCAAGCACUUUGUCAUGCUAUUCAGAGAACCGAUUGUUCUGGUUCCUCGGAUGGGUAGAGUGAAAUAUCUGUACUUUGCAGUUCAGCCAGUGUUAUUAGAACUGUAUAUCCUACCCCGCAUUUUUAAGUGCAAAAAACUUUAUAUUUGUGCAAGCAGAACAUGUUUCCCUUUGUUCACAUUCUGAGAAAUUGAAACUCUGGUUUCUCUUCAAAUCAUGUGCCUUGUGUUUUUCCUAUUUCCUUCCAGCCUUGAUGAGCUGUCUCUGAACUGUGAUUGCACGUGUUAGUUUCAGGUCAAGGGAGUGGUGGGAGAUACUAUGGGCAUGAAAUCUCUUGUGUUUAUGAAAAAAAUAUACCAACAGUGUGUGGCCACGUGGCAGGUGGUAGAGAGGAGCUACUUGUGUGGUACACCCCAUACACUGUUUUACAGAAUAUUGAACCCACCCCCCUAAGGCAGCUGCCUAGGAACAGAAGUAGUUCUUUUUCCUGGGUGCGGCUGGUCUAUUGGGGUUCUUCCAGAUCUCACCACUUCAGAUGACCCCCCGCCACCAAACUAAAGCCAAAUAGGGUACAUAUACCGUGUUGAAACAUAGCAGAAAUGAAAUAUAUCUAAAUGUAUUUAAUUCCUCACUACCUCAUUUCCUUAAUUUUCUUCAGCACUCAUGUCUGCGCUAAGCAAAACAAAGGAGUCCAGAGAGAAAAUUUCUAGUAUUUUUCUCUUUGGGCUUAUCUCUUGUUUUAAUAUUUGCUGUACCCCCCAAAAGCCAUUUGUUUUCACAGAAUCCCCAGCCUGUUUAGGUCUCACUAUAGAUCUAGAAGUCUGAUUUAUAAAAUUAUUCUUAUAUUUGGCUGAAAGUACUUCACAUAAAAAUAGCUAUAUGGGGCACCUGGGUGGCUCAGUUGGUUAAGCCUCCGACUCCACUCAGGUCAUGAUCUCACAUUUUGUGAGUUUGAACCCCAUGAGAGGCUGUGUGCUGACUGCUCCGAGCCUGGAGCCUGUUUUCAGAUUCUGUGUCUCCCUCUCUCUCUCUGCCCCUCCCUGCUCACACUCUGUCUCUCUCAAAAAUAAAUAAAUGUGAAAAAAAAUAGCUAUAUAAAAACAUUUUAACCUAUUUGGAGAGUAUGUUUGGGAUGACCAGGCUUAAAAUAUGCAAUGUAUCACAUAUAAUUCACUUGCAGUGUGAAGCUAGGACACUUCAAAGAGACAUUUGUCCCCUAGAAGUUGAUACAAGAAGCGGAAGCAACAGUUGAAAGAAAAGUGAUUAUGUACAUAACUAAAUUGAAAUUUACUAUACAAUGAGCAGCCCUCAUUUUCUCACUAAUGGUUAAUGAUUCCUCAAGCAGUUCUCAGGUGGUUACCUAGUGUUUCAUAUCCCAGUUUUCCACCAAUAACUAGUAUCCAUAUAUGAAAAAUAUGGAUGCUUAUUAGCUUGAGAACAUGGGGUUAUAACUAAUAUAUCCUGACCAAGGUAAGCUGAAGUAGUUAACUGGACAUAGAUAACAGGAAAAGUAUACAUUAAUUUUGGGGAAACAGCUCAUCUCUAUUAAGGAAUAAAGAAGAGAGAUUAAGACAUUUGCCUUUAAGAGAUAGUUCCAGAAUAUUUGACUCCACCCUUGAGUAAGCGUUCCGUAUGCAAUGAUUAGGGUGAUGAUUAAGCAUCUGCCCUUUAGCCAUUCCAUAAUUUCUCACUUGUUUGGGUACUCUAAGGCAACAUCACAAAUGAUGUGAUUCUGUUUCACCAAUCUCUAGAAUAAUGAAUGAAUGCCUCUCAUUCCUUCUACCCUCAUAGAUCAUACCUGAGUAUCUAUUCAGGAUUUCACUCUUUGUCACAUAUGUCUUCUAACUCCCUGAUAUAUGGAAUCUAACUGGGGUUUGGAGCCAAAUAUGAUCACAAGAACCUGUGUGUUUUGAGGAUAGAGGGAGGUCGGAAGUCCAAAUCUCAAAUGGUUAUAAAAUAGCUUAUUUUUCCAAAUUUCCUUUUAUACAUAACUUAUGGUAUCAAUUUUUUUAACUAUGUUUAGUUUUUACUAUUUUCUUUUAAGCAUCAUCUUCUUUAAUACAAUUGAAAUAUGAUCAGAGUCCUUGGGAAGCAUUUCACGGAUUACGGGAAAGAAGUUUGUGGAAAAGAGGGAUUUACACGUGAAAAUACAGGGGGAACAACAGGGGAUAUGUCACAUUUCAUCAGAUCUUAAGAAACCAUUGAUUGUGAAAAAAGCACUUUGCUAAGAUACAUCCCAAUUUCAUGAAAAAAAUAUAUGUGUGCUUUAGGAUUGUUGAAGAAGAGUUUUUUUCAGAGUUCAAGGGUUGCCCUAGGCUUGAUACUUGAUUUGAACAAAGACCUUUGGCUAUUCUCAGUAAUCAUCAGUUAUAUUCAAUUGAUAAUUCUGUCAAUAGGUUACAGAUUAUUUGUUGAGUACUUGGAACACUUUUACAAUUCUUAAAAUUCUUACCUAUUCAUUGGGUGCUGUUCCUUCUGUAUGGGUUGUUUAAUAUCUUAAAGUCAAAAUACUAGUGAAUAUGUGAUCACUACUUGUCACAUUUCCAAAUUAUAAUGUUUAACUUUUUUAAGAUUUUAUUUUUAAGUAAUCUCUACAACAAACAUGAGCUCAAAUUCCCAACCCCGAGAUCAAGAGUUGCAUGUUCUACCAACUGAGCCAGCCGGGCACCCCUGAUAUUUUAAUUUUUCCUUCCCACCCCCCACCCUGACAGCCAGAGUUAGGGGAUAGAAUGAAAUAUGGAAAUUCCCAUGGCUUUCCCAUUGUACUUUCAUUGAUGAGAAAGCAUCAUGACUGGUCAUGGAGUACAAGACUAUACCCUAGGUAAUGAAAGCCAACAAAAGUUCAAAGCAACAUGCCCAAAGAAGUUGCAAGAGUAAAACUGGCACCAGAUUGGUACCUGAAGGCAGGUAAUAACAGCAAGUAGGUUCAAGAGUUAGAUCUGGGAAAAGCUAAUACAUAGGAACAUGUGGCAAGGGCCACAGAAAUGUCAGCAUAUGGUCAACCCAAGCAAAAUGACUAGCAGAGAAAAGGCUAGAAAAUGCGCUUUUUGUUAAACAUCUCUCUGGACAGCAUUAAAAUGCUAAAAAGAAAUUUUUUACAUUUAUAAAACCACAGCAAUAAAGAGGACAGGAGGAAGACCAUAACAAACAAAUCUCAACAAAAAUUUGAAAGAUGGAAGGGGGGUGGCUAUUGUAUCAGAGCAGAAACAGGCACCAUUUAAACUGCUUGCGUAUGAAGAUAAGGACAAAAAGUAACCAGUUUGGCUCCAGUCUCAGAAAUGCUUAAUACUGUGGAAGACAGGAGUGAGACAUGAAGGGAAAGCAGUGAAAUCAAUGGCCAGGUGUAUAUGGAACAUUCACUUAACCCCAUACACCCAUGCCCUCCUCUCCAACCACUGUGCCUUUGCCAACCAGACAUUUACCCUCCAGCAAGAGGUGGGGAGUUCUUUGCAGAAAUUGGCCCGGAGGGAGAGACCUGUAUUCUGGCAUUUGAGAAUCCAACAGUAAAACAGUUAUCUUCUAUCUCCAAUACUUAUAGCUUCAAAAUGCACGAAAUAAAAACUGAUAAAAUUGGGGCACGUGGGUGGCUCAGUCAGUUAAGUGUCUGACUUUGGCUCAGGUCAUGAUCUCACGACUCAUGAGUUCAAGCCCCGCAUUGGGCUCUAUGCUGACAGCUCAGAGCUUGGAGCCUGUUUUGGAUUCUGUAACUCCCUCUCUCUCUGCCGC